AUGGGACUCUCCUACAAUGUCUACUUGACCGCCAAUAAAAUCUUUGGCUGCAAGGGGUGCAAGACUCAUCUGGCAGACUACAAUGACAUCAUAAGUCGGAACUUCCGAGGCCAACAUGGGAAAGCAUAUCUCUUCAAUACUGUUGUCAAUGUCACCCAGCGUGAAGCUGUAGAGCGCAGCAUGACGACUGGUCGACAUAUUGUGCGCGAUAUCGCCUGCAGACAGUGCCAUGAAACGGUAGGAUGGAAGUACGACAAGGCAUAUGAGAGCAGUGAGAAGUACAAGGAGGGCAAGUUCAUUCUUGAAGAGGAACUACUCUGUGUUGUUUAUUCCGGUAUGAUGCAGGCGGUUGUGUUCCACGGCCCUUAUAAGGUGGCUGUUGAGCAGAGGCCGAUUCCUAAGGUGCAGAACCCAGAGGACGUUGUGGUCAAGGUGGGAUAUACUGCGCUUUGUGGGAGUGAGCUGCACAUGUUCCGUGGCGUGGAACCUGCAGGUACAGGAUUCGUCAUGGGCCAUGAGUUCGUGGGCGAGAUUGUUGAGAUGGGCAGCGCCGUCAAGACUCUCCAAAAGGGUGAUCGUGUGGUCACUGCUUUUACUACUUCAUGCGGCGAAUGCUUCUACUGCAAGCAAGGGUGGUCUUCUCGCUGUGAUAAGAACGGUCUUUUUGGGUGUGAUAGCUUGGAUGGUGGACAGGCUGAAUAUGCCCGAAUCCCCAAUGCUGAAGGUUCAGUCAUGAAGGCUCCCGAGGGUGUCGACGAGAAGUAUCUGGUGCUCAUGGGAGACAUCUUCCCUACAGGCUGGUUUGCGGCGCACAAUGCAUUCAAGAACUCGACUCCCGAGCAAAUCGCUCAACAGACAGUAGUCCUGAUUGGAUGUGGACCGGUUGGUCUCUGUGCACUCAUCAAUGCGCUGGAGUACAAGCCCAAGCACAUCUUGGCAGUUGACUCGGUCCCAUCGCGACUGGAACUUGCCCAGUCACUCGGUGCUGAGCCGUGGAACUUCCAGCUGGACCGAGCUGGUCUGGACAAGCGUGUUCGGGAGCUGACAAACGGACGUGGUGCCGAUGCCAUCAUUGAAGUCGUUGGGUUGAGCCCUGCCUUGCGCACUGGCUUUGAACUGGUGCGACCUUUCGGAACGAUCAGCAGUGUGGGUGUUCACAACGGAGAGAUUCCUUGGGAUGGCAACGAUGCCUACUCCAAGAACCUCACUGUCCAGAUGGGCCGAUGCCCGGUUCGUUCUGUUGCGCCCCAGGCCCUGGAGGUGCUCAAGAAAAACCAGCACAAGCUUGGCUUCAUGGCCGAUAAGAUUAUGCCACUUUCGCAGGCGGUCGAGGGCUAUGAGCUAUUUAACGCGAUGAAAGUACAAAAGGUGAUCUUCCAGGCGGACCAGUAG
Penicillium paradoxum is the source of this 1392-nucleotide messenger RNA. Its product is annotated as Alcohol dehydrogenase superfamily zinc-type. Lineage: Eukaryota; Fungi; Ascomycota; Eurotiomycetes; Eurotiales; Aspergillaceae. Bases 1 to 1392 code for a protein of 463 amino acids. The record is from RefSeq and is a predicted model, not a curated record. The transcript has 8 exons. Gene Ontology annotation, molecular function: zinc ion binding; oxidoreductase activity.